Molecule: messenger RNA, 612 nt
Organism: Dovyalis caffra
Lineage: Eukaryota; Viridiplantae; Streptophyta; Magnoliopsida; Malpighiales; Salicaceae
Source: the annotation of a GenBank genome assembly
AUGCAUCGCUCAUCAUAUGUUAACUUCCACCGCCAAAUUCUCCGCCAAAACCACCUAACCCAGCCGAUUGCCAAUUGUGUUACCAAACCUUGUGAUGUGUUCAUUAACCAUAGAGGGAUCGACACAAAGCGCACGGUUGUUACUUUGCUUUACGAUCACCUUUUCCGGUUAAACCUACAUCCUUUCUUGGACAACAAGAAUAUGAAGCCAGGAGACAAGUUGUUUGAUAAUAUCAAUAGCGCAAUAAGGAAAUGUAAGGUUGGUGUAGCUGUGUUUUCUCCUACGUAUUGUGAGUCAUAUUUCUGCCUUCAUGAAUUAGCUCUUUUUAUGGAGUCAAAGAAAAAGGUUAUUCCUAUCUUUUGUGACAUCAAGCCGUCACAACUUCGUGUUGCCAAUGAUGGAAAACGUCCCAUGGAGGAAAUCCGGAGGUUUCGACGGGCUCUUGAAGAGGCCAAGUACACUGUAGGACUCACCUUCGACUCCUUAAAAGGGAACUGGUCAGAAGUUGUAACAAGUGCGUCGGAUAUUGUCAUCAAAACCUUAGUUGAGAUUGAGAGUGAAAAGCAAAUGCAGCGCCGUAAAACACUCCAAUAUUGCGUGCCUAAUAAAUAA